Messenger RNA from Salvia miltiorrhiza (redroot sage), 683 nucleotides. RefSeq names its product E3 ubiquitin-protein ligase MPSR1-like. The record is from RefSeq and is a predicted model, not a curated record. The transcript has a single exon. Lineage: Eukaryota; Viridiplantae; Streptophyta; Magnoliopsida; Lamiales; Lamiaceae. Gene Ontology annotation, biological process: protein ubiquitination. The coding region runs from base 1 to 546 and encodes 181 amino acids. Gene Ontology annotation, cellular component: cytoplasm. Gene Ontology annotation, molecular function: ubiquitin protein ligase activity.
AUGGCUUCAGAGCCCUCAUCCUUGAUCGAAAACCUAAUCAAUUCGAGAAACAGAGACAUCUCCCUCUUCCUGCCCUUCAUCAUCGGCCUAAACGCCGCGGCGGAGGAUCCGCCUGACCGGAUCGUGCUCAUCAACCCCUUCACGCAGGGGAUGGUAGUGAUCGAGAGAAGAAGCAGCGAUAACAACAGCUCGUCAGCUUUCGAGUCUUUGCUUGAUGAAUUGUUCUCUCGCAAGAGCGGUCGGCCGCCGGCGUCGAAAGCCGCUAUUGAUGCUAUGGAGAGCGUGGAAGCUGUAGGCGGCGAAGACAAUCAGUGCGCGAUCUGCUUGGAGGAGUGGGAGAAGGCGAAGCGGAUGCCGUGCAAGCAUAGUUUUCACGGCGAGUGUAUAGAGAAUUGGCUGAAUAUUCACGGCUCCUGCCCCAUCUGUAGAUACGAGAUGCCGGUGGAUGGAGCGGAAGAUGAGAAGAAGAGGAGGGGGAUUUGGGUGAGUUUUGCCGUCGGCGGUGAGAGAAGGAGUGGUGAGAGUGAUGAUGAUGAUUCAAGUUGAGCUUAGGAUGUAGGACUAAAUUUGUUGUUCUUCAAUCUGCUUGAUUUGUGUAUAUAAAUGCAUUAGUUUUUUGUGCUACAUUUUUUUUUUGGUUGAAUUUGUGGAGUGAGAAAUUAAUUCAAAUGUUUGAUUUGGCA